Lytechinus pictus (painted urchin) is the source of this 4192-nucleotide messenger RNA. Its product is annotated as legumain-like. Gene Ontology annotation, biological process: vacuolar protein processing. Bases 1 to 1329 code for a protein of 442 amino acids. The record is from RefSeq and is a predicted model, not a curated record. Gene Ontology annotation, molecular function: cysteine-type endopeptidase activity. The transcript is spliced from 12 exons. NCBI's taxonomy places the organism in Eukaryota, Metazoa, Echinodermata, Echinoidea, Temnopleuroida, Toxopneustidae.
AUGAAGGCAACGUGUAUUCUCUUCCUCUGCCUCGUCGGCACAACUUUUGCUUUUCCAGAGCAUCUUUUUGGUCGACAGUUUGCCGAUCCUGACCCCGUCGUGAAACAUUGGGCUCUCCUUGUUGCGGGUUCAAAUGGAUGGUACAAUUACAGGCAUCAGGCCGAUAUUUGCCAUGCCUAUCAGAUCCUACACAAGCAUGGAAUUCCAGAUGAGCAGAUUGUUGUUAUGAUGUAUGAUGAUAUUGCCAACAAUGAAGAAAAUCCCAAUAAAGGGGUAAUCAUAAACAAGCCAAAUGGACCUAAUGUUUAUCCUGGAGUACCCAAGGAUUAUACCGCAGAAGAUGUAACUCCAGAGAACUUCCUGGCCUUGCUUCAAGGAGAGAAACCUCAAUCUUGCAACAUGUGCAGUGGAAAAACUCUGAAGAGUGACAGCAAUGAUCAUCUCUUUGUUUAUUUUGCUGACCACGGGGGAACAGAUCUGAUUGCCUUCCCUGAUGGAGAGUUGGAAAAGAACGACCUGAUGAAUGCCCUGAAGAAGAUGCAUAGACAACAGAAGUUCGGAAAGCUUGUAUUCUACCUUGAAGCCUGUGAGAGUGGAUCCAUGUUUGAUGGAAUGUCAAAGGACCUUAACAUCUUUGCAACGACUGCAGCAAACCCAGAUGAGUCUUCCUGGGGUUACUAUUGUAAUAACUCUAUGGAUAACUGCUUGGGAGAUGAGUACAGUAUUCACUGGAUGGAGGACUCGGAUGUGGAGGACCUGAGCUCAGAGACUUUGGACAAGCAGUUCCACAUCGUAAAGCAAGAGACAAAGAAGAGCCAUCCUCAGGAGUAUGGUAACCUUACAAUGUCAUCAGCUAUGGUCAAUCAGUAUCAGGCCAGUCAGGGUGGUGAGAUGCAUAUCAUGAAGGAUGUCCUGGUCCGUGAGCAGACUCCCAUCAGUGAGCUUGAUUUUGUACCAUCCCGAGAGGUUGAGAUGACUAUGCUGUACCGUCGUCUGAUGAAGACCACUCAUCCUACAGACAGGGAUGCUAUACUCAAGAAGAUCAUGGUCUUAGCUCAGACCCAGCGUAACAUCAUCCAGACCAUGCGUAGCAUCAUCAUGUCUGUGACCUCUGACCCUGAGGCUGUAGAAGCUCAUCUCCAGCGUCCCGAACAGCUCAGGAUCCUCGACUCUGUUUGCUACCAUAGUGCCGUCAAACUCUUCUCCGAUACUUGCUUCAGGCUUGGACAGAAUGACUAUGCUAUGGGCAUUAUCUAUGCCUUUGCCAACAUGUGUAAUGAGAAUGUCCAACAAGAUAGGAUCUUGAAUGCCAUCAAGAAUGUCUGCUAGAGUGUACAACCAAUCCAGUGGUCUCAGUAAUCUGAUAGAAACUGAAAUAAGCUGCUGCAGUCUAAAGUGUGUUUUUCAAAAGAAAUCAAAAUUUACUGAAUAUCAUUUCCAGUGAUCCAUGGAUAUAAUGUAGAAUGAAUGUGUACUAGGUGCCAAUGAAUUAUGGAAUGUAAAGCACAUACCUGGGUGGAGUUUUUUUGCAUGACUGAAACAUGUUCUUAGAUGCCACGUUAGUAGCACAAGAAAGGAUUAAGAGUCAUGCGUAUGAAACCCUAUAAAAAAUUGAUGGAGACCCACCAUGUUAAAGGGUUUACUAAUUAUGCAAUAUUAAUUGUCGCUUGGUGUAUCGCUUCUUUCCAGGUGGUGUUUUGUAUCUGAUUUUGCAAUAUUUUGUAUUCUCCUUCCACAAUGUUGUAUGUUUAAUACACAAGUUUUCAAUAUACAGUGCGUCCCACAAAAAAAGAAACCUGUUUUCAGAGACAGAUAUCACAAUUAUUAGAUAUGUUUUUACUCUAAUUUAGAUAUUUAAGGUUACAGUAAAAUCUUAUCUUUAAUAUGAGACCAACAUCGGAGCAAAUCGUUAAAUCGUUCGUGCAUGGCAGAUUAAAAAUAAUAAAUGCUGAGGCAUGCCAGAAAUGAUUUGCGCAGAAACUCAUGUGUGAAUCUGAAUCCACUCUCAUUUCAGGGAUCAGUGAGGGAAACUUACAAAGAAUACAAAAGAUACCUGACCCAAUCGUCGAAUAAGCUUGGUCGCCGUAUCGCGAACCAAUGUUGUUCAACCUUUCUGCGCAACUCUUGCUCAUUAAUGUGCGAAGUGUUUGUCUCACAUUAGGCAUCAAAAUAUAGAAGAAUAAUGUAAAUGGAAUAUCAAGAUUCAUUUUCCUUUGAAGAAAAAAAAAGACAUGGGAAUCCUGGUUUCCUUUUUUCUGUGAUGCACUGUAUAGUCAUGCUAUAGCUAUAUGAACUAGAACAUGGUCUUUCAAAUAACCCUUUUCACUUAAAUUGUUGUGCCUAAAUCUAAUUUUGUAAGAGUGAUUAAUAGGCUUUUAUUUAGAUAAUCUAUUCCAUGUCAAAUCUUUUUUGAAAUGGGAUAUUAAUUAAUCAUGGAAAUGUAAGAUUCAUAAAUUAUUCAUGUUAAUAUAGUAUGUUAAUUCAUAGUACUAACUUGUUCUUUAUGUUUUAUAUGAAAUUUAAUACAAAAUUAAUAAAAUACAUAAUUUACUCAGCAAAUUAUUGUUUCAUUUUCUUAUGAAUGCAUUUAAUAGUUGUCAUCUGUACCCAAAAUGGAUUCAUGGUUUAGAACAUGACAUUUUACACUCUUGUUUAUAAAUGACUAUACAUAUUAUGUAAAUACAGUUAUUUACAAAACAAAGCAAUAAAACUGGACAAUAGUCAGCAUUAACCCGACACCUAUAAUAAAUAAACAAAAAUAAUAUCACAAUACAUAUAUAAACAUUCUUCCCACAUUUUUGGAAACAUUCAUUGUCAUGAACCUGGUGCAAUACAAGGAUGAAUUAUCCAGUAACCCAAUAAUACAUUCAAACCCCAGCUAUGUAUUUGCAUCAUAUUAGACUGAUUUUAUAUUUUUGAGCUGAUUUUUUUUUUUUCCUCAAUAUCAUUUUCUAAAAUCUAUUAGAAAUAGUCCUAUUCAAAUUAGACGGGAAAAAGGCAGUUUCCCCGAUUUAUAUCAGAAUCGGAGUAAAUCGAACCAAAUCAAAUGAAGGCAGUUUUUAUGCUUGUUCAUAAAUUCAAUAAAUCCCAAUAUUUCUGUAUACUAUACAGGGUAAAUGAAUACAAAAUGAUACAUUUGAUGAAUAUUAAUUUCAGUACAGGCUUUAAAAGAUUAAGUACAUUAGAUAAUGAUAUAAUGGUAGUUUCAGUAAAUAAAAGUAAUAAGCAGAAUUAAAGUUAUUGUAACCUGUAGUAUCAAUUUUGUCCAUACGCAGUGCAGAGGGAUCUACAUAACAAGAGAUGCAUGAUAAAGUUGUUUCAUGGUAUUCUUGUUAACAAGUAGCAACAAUUAUAAUUUAUUGUAUUCAUUACAGGCUUAUGUUCUUACCGAGACUUUUACAUUAGUCAGUUUCUUAGAUGUUUUAUCUAUCAAAAAAUCUUGGAGAUACUAAAUUCAACUCUGGUCUUAUUGCCCACCAGGACAUCUAAAUGGAAUCCUGUUUUUUUUUCCUCAUUAGCGAAGAAGGUCAACACUGUUGCUACAAGUUAGUGUGACGUCAGCUAGUCAAAAUCACACACAAAACAAAGCUCUUGUGAAAUUUACACAAAAUGUGCCUUAUUUUUCUGAAUUGCAUACAAUCCCAAAGUGAAAAUGAUGAAUACCAAACGAAAAUACAAAUGCCUCGCCUUUUGUCGCAACUUGCAUCUUUUUACAUGCAUAAAUUACAUUAAAACAGUUAAUAUUGACAAGUGUAGGCACAUUUUUGUACAUGACAUUCUACAAUAUAGGUAAUGUUGAGACCCAAUUAUACAGAAUUUAUUCUGAAUGAUAGCAGCAUUAUGUUAAAGCUUUGCCAAAGCUCUGAACAGUGAAGUGUUACCACAAAUACAUAUAUCAGACUGUCAGAUAAGGAUCUGGUCAACCCUAAUAGCACUGGGCCACUAAGGGUCCCAUUUCUGAUCUUGAGGGCCACUGCAUUGAAAAAAUUGUAAAAGCUCACUUCAUUUCUGUGCAUUUCUUUUCCAUUCCCUUUUUUUCAGUGAAUAUUAUUACACACCAUCCAACAAGCAAAAUUGAUAGGUGACCAAUUAUUAGAGUGGAAAAUAAUUGUUCUAAAAAACCAACUUCCACUGAAUUUACACAAAGUCUAGUACAUUGUUGUACUUUCAGCUAUACCCGUAUGUCGUGAUU